This is a messenger RNA of Haemonchus placei, 315 nucleotides long. NCBI's taxonomy places the organism in Eukaryota, Metazoa, Nematoda, Chromadorea, Rhabditida, Trichostrongylidae. The record is from the annotation of a GenBank genome assembly.
AUGGACAGAUCUUUAUUCUGGACGCAGAAAGCCGCCGGCCAACGUUUUGGAGAUCCAGGAAAUGUGGAUUGUGACCUAGAUUUGAUGCGUUCUCCAAGCGAGUUGCUGUCGGAAGUCAGUCUCUAUGCACAAUCUUUUCUCAAGAUGAUGAGCGAAAUCGAACAGGCCGAAACGGCAGUUGCAACAAGAGAAAAUCGUACUCCUCUUAAUAUCCGGAUGAUAUUUGAGAGGAGCAGUGAGAGAGGACUGAGGCGUCGCCAGUACGACCUGCCGACGCCCAAUGAACGCAGUUAUAAAUGUUGGGGGGAACGAUGA